AUGGAUGCCGCCUUCCAGGUUGAUAUUUUCGCAAGGUCAUCAGCCGGGCUUGUUCCUAUCUUGGUCAGGGUACCCUAUCUUUCCUUCGAUGAGCCGCAGAUUGUAGGAACCAGAGUGGUCACAUAUUUUGAUAGUCUUAAUUCUUUCGACCCAACAACCUCGGACUUCCUAUAUGCCACGUUCGCAGUUAUCGAGAGGGAUGAUGCUGUCUACUUUGGCCAACUUGCUAUACCCAAGCUCAAAAUAACCUUCAAGGAGUACACAUCUGCGCUUUCACGAGAUUGCGUCGACAUCAUUCCUGCUCUACUCCUCGAAGAGGCGCACACCCUGGAGGCGAUUUCCAGACACCCUCACCCCGGCAUCGCCGUGUACCAUGGAUGCCGCGUGCGAAGGGGGUUCGUCACUGGGCUAGUCCUCGACCGGCACGUCAGUGACCUCAAGCACUACGUCAGUGACCACAUGGGACCCCUCGACAAGGGGCCCUUCAUGGAAGCCCUGGAAUUGGCUGUCGAUCAUCUGCACUCCCUCGGCCUCGCUCAUAACGACGUCAACCCCUCGAAUAUCUUGAUCAAAGCUGCCGGCAUGCCGGUCCUCGCUGACUUUGACUCGUGCCGCCCGGUGGGACAAAGGCUGACAUAUAGUCGCGGUACACCGGGCUGGAUUGACAAGGACGAUAGCUACGAUACGUCAGAGACUCGCCACGAUACGUUUGCUAUGAAGAAGAUUCGGGCGUGGUUGGACGAACAGACGACCGGCUCGUAA
This is a messenger RNA of Phialemonium atrogriseum, 762 nucleotides long. RefSeq lists its product as uncharacterized. Gene Ontology annotation, molecular function: protein kinase activity; ATP binding. Lineage: Eukaryota; Fungi; Ascomycota; Sordariomycetes; Cephalothecales; Cephalothecaceae. Gene Ontology annotation, biological process: protein phosphorylation. The transcript has 5 exons. The record is from RefSeq and is a predicted model, not a curated record. The coding region runs from base 1 to 762 and encodes 253 amino acids.